Messenger RNA from Carassius auratus (goldfish), 4383 nucleotides. It is a transcript of the gene bcas3, whose product is annotated as BCAS3 microtubule associated cell migration factor. The transcript is spliced from 25 exons. Lineage: Eukaryota; Metazoa; Chordata; Actinopteri; Cypriniformes; Cyprinidae. The record is from RefSeq and is a predicted model, not a curated record. Gene Ontology annotation, biological process: response to starvation; autophagy. The coding region runs from base 189 to 2969 and encodes 926 amino acids. Gene Ontology annotation, molecular function: protein binding. Gene Ontology annotation, cellular component: cytoplasm.
GGUCAGAAAGGUCCAAGCGCCCACCUUUGUCCUAACUCUAUUGGCUUGCCGUCUCCGAUGCUAAUGUCUGAUUGGCCAAAGCAUCUGUUGUUUCCGAUGCAUGCCAGCUUCACUGUGGCGUUUUGUGAGGACCUCUGUCUGUUGAUCGUAUUCAAAACACAAAACCCCAGGGUACUGAGUGGUUGGCCAUGGCAUCUGACUCCCCGCGCAGACCGAGCCGCUGUGCUGGUGGGGUUGUGGUUCGAGCACAGGCUGCAACGGAGCAGUCGUACAUGGAGAGCGUAGUUACGUUCUUGCAGGAUGUAGUCCCUCAGGCGUAUACUGGGACAGCUCCGAAUGAUGAAAAAGAGAAGAUUGUUUGGGUCCGUUUUGAAAAAACUGACAUCAAUGAUGUGGCCCGCUUGCCAGAGUUCCAAGAGAUGCACGGCAGCGGCACUGACCCGCCUCUCUGCUUGAUGAUUGGCUACACGGAUGGAAUGCAGAUUUGGAGUAUAUCACUGAGCGGGGAGGCGCAGGAGCUGUUCUCUGUGCGGCACGGACCUGUGCGUACUGCUAGGAUCCUGCCUGCUCCUCUUAUCUGUUCCCUUAACACUGACAGCUUCGCUGAGAAACGGCCCCUCCUCGGCGUGUGCAAGAGCACGGGCUCUUCUGGGACAAGUCCCCCUUAUUGUUGUGUGGAUCUUUAUUCCUUGAGGACAGGAGAGAUGGUCAAGUCCAUACAGUUUAAAACGCCCAUCUAUGAUCUGCAUUGCAACAAAAGGAUCCUCGUCGUUAGUCUUCAAGAAAAGAUCGCUGCAUUUGACAGCUGCACCUUUAUGAAAAAGUUCUUUGUCACAAGCUGCUACCCCUGUCCUGGGCCCAACCUAAACCCCAUUGCUCUGGGAAGCCGGUGGUUAGCCUAUGCUGAGAACAAGCUGAUCCGGUGUCAUCAGUCCCGUGGUGGGGCCUGUGGAGAUAAUGCCCAGUCCUACACUGCAACUGUCAUCAGUGCUGCUAAAACGUUGAAGACAGGCCUGACCAUGGUGGGGAAAGUCGUGACCCAGCUUGCUGGUACACUGCCAUCAGGGGCACCUGACGAAGAGGGCACUGCCCACAGCGGUACCCGCCGCAGCCCUCACCAGCCUGGUGUGGUUACCAUCAUAGACACACACACUGUGGGAGAAGGACAGGUUCUUGUUAGUGAGGAUUCUGAUGGAGAAGGAGUGAUUGCGCAUUUUCCAGCACAUGAUAAGCCUAUAUCCUGCAUGGCGUUUAAUCCGAGUGGUAUGUUACUCGUGACUGCAGACACCCUUGGCCAUGACUUCCAUGUUUUCCAAAUCGUGACUCACCCAUGGGCGUCUUCCCAGAGUGCAGUUCAUCAUCUAUACACACUUCAUAGAGGAGAGACUGAGGCUAAGGUGCAGGACAUCUGCUUCAGCCAGGACUGCCGCUGGGUGGUGAUCAGUACUCUUCGAGGUACAUCUCAUGUCUUUCCCAUCAAUCCAUACGGUGGAGCGCCAUGUGCUCGCACACACGUGUCUCCACGUGUGGUGAAUCGCAUGAGCCGUUUCCAGAAGAGUGCCGGACUAGAGGAGAUCGAGCAAGAGCUGAGCAGCAAACAGGGCGGACGAUGUAGCCCUAUUCCUGGCCUCUCUAGUAGCCCAUCUGGAUCCCCACUACACGCCAAAGUGACCAGUCAAGAAUCCUAUAACAACUUCACUAACAACAACAUGGGUAACCCACGCCUGUCUCCAUUACCCAGUUUGACGAUCGUGCUUCCACUGGCUCAGAUCAAGCAGCCGAUGACCUUGGGCACCAUCACCAAGCGCUCUGGACCCUACCUCUUUGGGGCUGGAUGUUUUUCCAUUAAAACUCCAUGCAAGUCCAAGCCACCUCCCCAGAUCUCUCCCAGUAAGUCCAGCGGUGGGGAGUUCUGCGUGGCUGCAGUCUUCGCCUCCUCCCGCUCUUGGUUCAUCACCAACCCCAACAUGAAGAGAGAGAAAGAUCAGUCUCGGCAGGCUGUUGUUGAAUCGCUGUACAUCCUGAGUUGCUACGGAAACCUGGUGGAGCACGUGCUGGAGCCUCGUCCAAUCAGCACGGUGCAAAAAAUAGGCGACGACACGCCUCUGGAGCUGAACACCUGUCCGAGAGCCUGUUGGAAUCUAGCCAGGACACUGCAGUGGAAUGAACUACAACCACCUUUCAACAGCAACCACCCCUUGGUGCUUGCCUCAGACUUUGUGCAGUACUAUCAAUACCUCCUGGCUGGAUCUCCUCCUGGCAGCCCUGGCCCCAUUACUCGGCAUGAGUCUUAUGACAGUCUGGCGUCUGAUCACAGUGGUCAGGAGGAUGAAGAAUGGCUCUCACAGGUGGAAAUUGUGACCCACACUGGCCCUCACAGGAGACUCUGGAUGGGCCCUCAGUUUCAGUUUAAGACCAUCCAUCCAUCGGGUCAAACCACUGUUAUCUCCUCCAGUUCCUCUGUGCUACAGUCACAGGGGCCCAGCGACACCCAGCAGCCUCUUCUUGAUUUCGACACAGACGACCUGGACCUGGACCUGCACAGCCUCAGAAUCCAGCCGGUGCGUUCAGAACCCGUUAGCAUGCCUGGCUCGUCUCGCCUGGUGGCCGACCGUAGAGGCCAGUCAACAGUCAUAGAUACCGGCUCAGGCAUGUUUGACCGCAGCGUCACCCUGCUGGAGGUGUGUGGCAGCUGGCCUGAGAGUUUCGGACUGCGUCACAUGUCCUCUGUAGAAGCCACAGAAGAGGGCCUGAAGGAGAGGCUGGCAGAUGCAAUGUCAGAGUCGCCCAGCAGAGAUAUUGUGGGCUCUGGGACAGCAGAGCUGCAGAGGGAGGGAAGCAUCGAGACGCUCAGCAAUAGUUCUGGCUCCACCAGUGGCAGCAUUCCCCGAAACUUCGAGGGCUACCGGUCCCCACUUCCCACCAAUGAGAGCCAACCCCUCAGCCUCUACCCCACCGCAUUCCCCUAAAACCAGCCGUCCCGCCCACAUCUCAGACCCGAGGAAACCUCUCUGUCGUCUUUGGACAGUCUUGCCAGCACAACCACAACACAUCACCCACGACAGGCCACACUCUUCACCCUGCAUCCUGCUCUGCUAUAUCAUUUCUCUUUUCUUUGAAAUGUGGAUUUUCCUUUAAUCAGACUCAGCAUGCAGGAAAACAGUGUUCAACCAGGCACCGGCGUUAACAUCCUUUGUCAUUCACUUCCCUUGUAGAAUAAUGUUAAUGUUGCCUCCACACCUGAGAGAGAGAGAGAGAGAGAGAGAGAGGGAUAGAAAGGGAUCCAUUGGAGUUGUCACUUUAUUCAAAGACGUGUCAUAUUACCAAUAUUAUUAUCAAUCGAACUUCCAGUGCGUAUCUUUAUUGAAUGUGUGUGAGUGAGUGAGUGAGAGUGUGUGUUCAUCAAAUACGUGUCCUGAUCACUUCUCAGUAGUUGAGUUUAGGUUUGAGCUUAUUAGACAAAUGGUGUUUGAUAUAUUUUAGUAAAUAUGUACUGUAACAUUUGAAUUGAUUUGUCUUUUACAGGUAAUCAAACCUGGUUAUGUUACAUAGUGUUUAUUAUUCCGCACAUUUCUGCUGUAUAUUUGACUUAAAGAAAUGUUUUAACAAGAGUCAGUUUCUUGGAUUCAAUGGUAUUUGCUUUACAAACUAAAUAGGUUCAAAUGAUUUAAUUUCCUUUCGUUUUAUGGGUAAAUGAAAUGUAUUGAUUCUUUCAAAAGGCAUUUUUGUGAUUUAUAGGAUGUGUGUGAGGCUGAUAUUUAGCAGUGGUGCUCUCAAGGAUCCACAGCUAGUUUUAUUCAGCUCAGGUGAUUUAGACACCUGUUCCAUCAUCAUCAUUAUCAUUAUUAUCACCAAUAUAUCAUUUUGUUUUAGCUUAUUUAACUAUUUUAAAUUGCUUUGUUUGAAGAAUGCCUUGCUUGACUGGAUGCAGUAUUUUACAUACACUCACAACACACAGUUAUUGAUAAAUACCAAUUAAACAAGAAAUGUGAAUACAUGGUCCUGAUCAAGAGCCUGCCGUUGGCUGACAGCGCUUUGCAUGAUGAAAGCUGGAGAGGAAACAUGAAGAGUUUGUUCACUGUCAUUUAUUAUGGCAUUCAACUUGGCAUGACUUUAAGUCUGAAUGCAGUGCACAUGCUUUGGACGGACUAUAUUUUUUGUUAUAAUACUUGCGCGAUGUUAUCUAGAAAUAGGAAUUUAUGCAAGUGAGUUUUAACGAGUCUUCUAUACAUCUGCGUGAUUGCUUAAUACAGCAUAUGCAUUCUGACUCCCUCAGUUUGUUGUUUUCGCUUGUUAAACCUUGCUUUCUCCUGAAUAUAUUUGUUAUACAAAAAAGAUAAAUAAAUGCAUUUAAAUGACGAGAUGAUCUCAAUCACUCAAUCA